Messenger RNA from Boleophthalmus pectinirostris (great blue-spotted mudskipper), 1035 nucleotides. RefSeq names its product vestigial-like family member 2b (gene vgll2b). Lineage: Eukaryota; Metazoa; Chordata; Actinopteri; Gobiiformes; Gobiidae. The coding region runs from base 1 to 915 and encodes 304 amino acids. Gene Ontology annotation, biological process: regulation of transcription by RNA polymerase II. Gene Ontology annotation, cellular component: nucleus. The record is from RefSeq and is a predicted model, not a curated record. The transcript has 4 exons.
AUGAGCUGUUUGGAUGUUAUGUACCCAGCCUAUGGACAUUACGCACCGUACGCACCGAGCGCUCCUGCCUUCAUCAACAGCUUACAGGCCCCCGCUGCUGUGACGCCCUCUCACUGCAGAGAUCGCAUGGACACCUCCAGGGGCCCCGACGGUCUGCCCGGGGGCCCAGGCGCUUCCUCCUCGUCCUCCUCCUCUUCCACCGCCUCCUCGCUGUCCUCCCCGGCCCCGUCCUCCUACACCCCCGCCGGCCCCAGGUCAGAGGAGGGCCCUAAAGACAAACCGGCGGGGGCCCCUGAAGCCGAGUACCUGAGCUCCAGAUGUGUGCUCUUCACGUACUACCAGGGGGACAUCAGCAGCGUGGUGGACCAGCAUUUCUCCAGGGCCCUCAGCUCCUACAUGGACGGAGAGGGCAAGAGGCGGGCCCCCGAGUCCCACGGAACAGACGCCGCGUCCCCCAGCGGCAGGCGGAGCUUCCCCCCUUCCUUCUGGGACAGUAACUACCCCUCCCCUCAGCCCCGGCCGCACUGUGACCCCGCCCCCUCGUACGCCGUGGACCCGUACGCCUCGGGACUGCACCCGGGCCUGUCCCACCCGCACCCGCACGCCCACCCGCACGCCCACCCGCACCCCCCGGAGAGCUGGGGCUACGCUCAGCCUCAGUACGGCCCCCCGAGGCCCCUGCACGAACUCUACUCCCCGUCGGCCCUCGAGCCGCACUACGGGCCCCUGCUGAUGCCCGCCGUCAGGCCGCCGCACCUGCCCGCCAUGCCCAGCCACUACGAGGUCAGCAAACUGGAGCCGCCCGGCACCUGGCCCAGCCUCCUGCCCGCGGGGGAGGUGGGACAGAGCCUCGCCCUCAACAUGGACACAGGCCUGCCGCAGCACAAGAAAGCCAAGGAGCUCUACUGGUUCUAACGAGGCCCGGACCACCAGCCAAUUAGCCCCCCCCGCCGCCUCCUCCUCCUCCCCCUCCAGAUGUGUGCGCCAUGGAGAUAAAGAGCCGCAUUACGCCCGUGUCACCGGAACAGACUUGGC